AUGAGCGAACGCCGGUGCGCGGUGCGUAAUACAUUACCGACUACAGCUGGCGAUGUAUCAUCAUACAUCCACAGAGGCGGCCCCUCUACUACAGCCAUACAUGUAUCAUCCGUGGACUCCUGUGCAGGACUGAAGGGCGCACGGAUCAAGCUCGCUGCGAGCGUCUCCAGCCAAUACGAACUCGAGAGUCAUACUGGCUGCUACAUAUGGCGACACGACGAAUGCGCAGCGCUGCACACCCGACGUGCCCCACCGUUCUACAUCCAGCCAUCGCACAAUCAGCACGCCGAGCCCAAGGAAGACGACCUGUUUGCACUGCAGGACGACCUAAUGGUCGUGCCUUCCGAGCUGCAAGGCCGCACACCGGCAGUAGGGGACGACCGUCUUGCUGUGUGCACCAUACGCGCAGGAACCGAUCACCCGAUCACCGUCGAGCAGACUCGAGCUGACGGGCGGCAGGUCAUCUCACAGCCCUACAUUGACAUGGCUGUCGCGAUGAUGUGCACGUUCGGUGUGGGUAUCAUCGGCGAGAAGCAUGCAGCGGUGGGCAGGCUCCUCGACGUAUACCAUCCCGAGGCAGGUGUACACGAACUCACCAAAUCACAGCAUUGA
Molecule: messenger RNA, 612 nt
Organism: Fomitopsis serialis
Lineage: Eukaryota; Fungi; Basidiomycota; Agaricomycetes; Polyporales; Fomitopsidaceae
Exons: 4
Coding region: 1-612 (203 amino acids)
Source: RefSeq, a predicted model, not a curated record